GUGUAUCAUUGACGGAAGAAAAUCUAAUUGUUCUGAAAGAAAUGAAAUCAUGUCUUCUGGAGGUAGCAAAAGAGAAAUUGGAAACUUGUAAAUUAUUGUGUAUGCAGAGUAAAGAAGUUUCUGAAAAAAUAAAGGAUUUAGUAAUAAACAAGUUUUUACUAUUACCCGAAAAUUUAAUGUACUCGAUCGUCAAAAAUACGGAUAUAUCAGUUAUGUCAAAAACAUCGACCGCAUUGUACAAAGAAAUCGUUACUUUCGAUUAUAAAUGUAUUAUUAAACGUAUUUGGGAACAAUUCAUAGUGGAUUUCAAACAUCAAACCAAUCAGGAUAUUAUGCAAAUGACAAAUGAAAAUAUUAGAAACAACGAUAACGAACCAGAUCUUUUGGAAAAUCACUUCGAGAAUAUUUACGAUGAUGUUGAUGAUAUUCAAAGUUGUAACGGGUUUUUCGAAUCAACUGUUUAAUAAUAGAAAACGACAAUAUUACUAAAAUUAUUGUAAAAAGAUGAAUAAUAUAACGUAUUAUAACUCAUUUUUAAUUGAAAAAAAUAAAUAUUUGCACGUCUAAUCGCUGUUUGAUUAUUAUUUAAAAACUUAUAAUAAUCAUGUUAAAAAUGUUGUACUCUCAUGGGUUAAAUACUACAUAUAAAACAUAAGUUGCUAAAAUUAUGGUUGUUGUUAUUGAGGUGGA
Messenger RNA from Daktulosphaira vitifoliae (grape phylloxera), 690 nucleotides. RefSeq lists its product as uncharacterized. The record is from RefSeq and is a predicted model, not a curated record. Lineage: Eukaryota; Metazoa; Arthropoda; Insecta; Hemiptera; Phylloxeridae. Bases 42 to 464 code for a protein of 140 amino acids. The transcript is spliced from 2 exons.